AUGAACGAGAAACCUGUCGGGAAUGCUAAACACUCUAUUGGACUGGAGCUGUUAAGGACUACCUCCACUGCCGACAAUGCACACGCUGCUCCCGUCAUAGAAUCACCGCUGCUGUCCUUUUACUUAUGUCCAGCGGCCGUAUGUGGAAAGAGGCAUCAAUAUCACAAUGAAAGAACAGACGUCACUGUCUCCAGUACAAUCGAAAAGUACCUACCGGAAGCUGCCCUAGCAACCAAGUUAUGUCGAAAGGCCUACAAACUAGCUGCUCCUCAUAUCAAAGCUUCCAUAUCAGGUGUUGCCAAUAACAUACCAGACGAAACACUCAUGGCCAUCGAUGGUGCCGAUCCAUUUGCUCACAUCGAUGACAACUCAGUAAUCACCAUACAGACCAACCUCAACCAAGCCGAAGGACUGUAUAGAGAGUCUCUAGCUGUCUUCCCGCUAUUAGAACCCUCUAUACUAGGACAUAUCCGCGUUCUCGCUGCUCUUGGUCGAUGGGAUCAAGCCUUGAGUGAAACUCGCUCCAUACCUGAUAUUCAAAAGUCUAGGCUUGUGACUACAGAGAUAGUUGCUUUGGCUGCCCAAUCUGGCAUCAUACUGUCGUCUAAUACCGCAUGGAUGCAGCCUCAUAGGACAGCUAGUACUAGUAGUGAGAUCAAAAAGGCACUACCCGCAAAACCAGCACCACUAGAUACAUCGAAUAUACCAAUCACAUCAUCGCAUCUAUCGCAUCCUAUUACUAUUCCACCCUCGCAGACACCUCUGGAAUUACCACUGGCGGCCGCCGACUUUGAAUGUCUACUAUGUUACAAUCUGCUCUACGAUCCAGUCACUUGUCCAUGUGGGCAUACAUGGUGUCGGCCGUGUCUGCUUGAAUCUACAGAUCAUAAUCGUAAAUGUCCGCUAUGCAGAGCCCCACUGGCUUCAUAUGGUCACUACUUGCGACGGCAACCCAAUAUCAUCCUCAACAAGAUUAUAACCACCUACUAUCCAGAGCCCACGGAGGCAAGGACAGUCAGUCUGAAUGAAAGAGCCACUGGUCCUGAUUCGUGGAUACCCAUGUUUAUUUGUACACUCGUAUACCCUGGAAUGCCGUGCUUCUUGCACAUAUUCGAACCACGAUAUCGCAUUCUAGUGAAACGGGCCAUGGAAACCGAUAAACGAUUUGGUGUAGUGCUACCGUCAUCAGUAGGAGCAUUUGCCGAGUAUGGAACCAUGGUAGAGAUACGCCGCUGUGAACCUAUAAAUGAACCGGGUACCGACUUGACUGGUGAUGAUGACAAUGCUCUGCCAAGGUAUCUCAUUGAUACGAUAGGAAUAUAUAGAUUCAAAGUAUUGGAACGAAGUACCAAUGAUGUAGGAUUUUCAACCGCUCGUAUCGAACGGCUAGAAGACAUAGAUCUAGAAGAUGAAGAUCCAGCAACAGUCAUGAGUAGCAACAGUAGUAAUGUGCAAGUAGUGUCGGAUUGGGCUAAUAGGUGGUCUGGUGAUUCUCAAGCUACAACAUGGUCUUCUUCAGCAGCUGCUACCUCUACCAGUAUGGACGAACACUCAGAUCAUCCAAUGGGUGAGCAUCAGAUGCCCAGUAAUCCAAGUGGUAUUGACCACAAAGUCAUCAGUCAACCAACCACGUCUUCACCAACAGUACCACCAUCACAACCCGUACCGGAAUAUACAGCAGAACCGCUAACACCACCACCAUCAGCAUCCGAACCAUCGCAUCUAUCACGACUAGUCACCAAAGCCCUCGACUUCAUACAUAAUUUUAUAGCCUCACUACCCGAACAAUCUCGUUUCUCGUUUGAAAGACAACAUGGUAUGCCACCUGCCGAUCCUGGUGACUUGUCGUUUUGGUUGGCAUCGCUGCUGCCAAUAUCACCAACCCGGAAAUAUGACCUUUUGAGAAUGCAAAGUGUAGUAGGAAGGAUGGAAAAAGUAUGUCAUUUGAUCGAUAGAGCAAUAGAGCAACAACGUAAUGCGGCUGGUAAUAAUCCUGGAGGUGGUGCUGCUCCUCAAAUACCGAACACAACAAACCCAACCACAACAACAACGGCCUCAUAG
Synchytrium microbalum is the source of this 2061-nucleotide messenger RNA. RefSeq lists its product as uncharacterized. NCBI's taxonomy places the organism in Eukaryota, Fungi, Chytridiomycota, Chytridiomycetes, Synchytriales, Synchytriaceae. The record is from RefSeq and is a predicted model, not a curated record. The transcript is spliced from 4 exons. The coding region runs from base 1 to 2061 and encodes 686 amino acids.